This is a messenger RNA of Antrostomus carolinensis (chuck-will's-widow), 1062 nucleotides long. RefSeq names its product serine palmitoyltransferase long chain base subunit 1 (gene SPTLC1). Lineage: Eukaryota; Metazoa; Chordata; Aves; Caprimulgiformes; Caprimulgidae. The annotation marks the transcript as partial. The record is from RefSeq and is a predicted model, not a curated record. The transcript is spliced from 10 exons. Gene Ontology annotation, molecular function: pyridoxal phosphate binding; serine C-palmitoyltransferase activity. Gene Ontology annotation, biological process: ceramide biosynthetic process; sphingosine biosynthetic process. Gene Ontology annotation, cellular component: endoplasmic reticulum.
AAUUCUAUGUAGACUUAUUUUUAUGCUUUUAUUUUCAGGCUCCUGCUUACCACCUCAUUUUGGAAGGAAUUCUCAUUCUAUGGAUAAUCAGACUUCUUUUUUCCAAGACCUAUAAGCUUCAAGAGCGCUCUGAUCUAACACCUAAGGAAAAAGAAGAGUUGAUUGAAGAAUGGCAGCCAGAGCCUCUUGUACCUCCUGUACCAAAAGAUCACCCAGCUCUCAACUACAACAUUGUUUCAGGUCCUCCCACCCAUAUAAUCACUGUUAAUGGAAAGGAAUGUGUAAACUUUGCAUCAUUUAACUUUCUUGGACUUUUGGAUAAUGAAAAGGUUAAGAGUGCAGCCCAGGCAUCUCUGAAGAAAUACGGUGUUGGCACUUGUGGACCUAGAGGAUUCUAUGGUACUUUUGAUGUGCACUUAGAAUUAGAAGAACGACUAGCAAAAUUCAUGAGGACAGAGGAAGCUAUUAUAUACUCCUAUGGAUUUGCAACAAUUGCCAGUGCUAUUCCUGCGUAUUCAAAAAGAGGGGACAUUGUGUUUGUAGAUGAAGCUGCCUGCUUUGCUAUUCAGAAGGGAUUACAAGCAUCUCGUAGUAACAUCAAGUUAUUUAAGCAUAAUGAUAUGGCUGACCUUGAACGACUCUUGAAAGAACAAGAGACUGAAGAUCAAAAGAAUCCUCGCAAGGCCCGUGUAACUCGAAGAUUUAUUGUAGUGGAGGGGUUGUAUAUAAACACAGGAGACGUUUGCCCUCUUCCAGAAUUGAUAAAGUUGAAGUAUAAAUACAAAGUUAGAAUAUUUUUGGAGGAGAGCCUUUCCUUUGGUGUCCUUGGAGAACAUGGAAGAGGAAUUACUGAACAUUUUGGAAUAAAUAUUGAUGAUAUAGAUCUUAUUAGUGCAAACAUGGAGAAUUCACUGGCUUCUAUUGGAGGAUUUUGCUGUGGAAGAUCUUUUAUUAUUGACCACCAGCGUUUGUCUGGUCAAGGGUACUGCUUUUCUGCAUCCUUGCCUCCUUUAUUAGCUGCUGCUGCUAUUGAAGCUCUGAAUAUUAUGGAAGAUAAUCCAG